AUGCAGCGCCUCGCGCUCGACGCGCAGGGAGGCAGCACCAGUGCUGUCACCCUCGAGGCCCUCGCCCACGUCGCCAACUCGCUCGCCGAGGCUUCGUCAAUCGUCGCUGGCCUCGGCGCAGGCUGCUCCACCAGCGCAGGCAUCCCCGACUUUCGCACCCCUCGCCCCUCUUCCUCCUCCUCGCCUUCCCCCACAUCACCGCCUCCCUCCUCCACCUGCACCUCGACCCGCUCGGUGCAAGCGACCAAGCACCUCUUCUCGUACUCGUCACUCGUCCAGCCCGACUCGCGCGCCGACCACCUGCGCUUCAUGGCCGAGCUGCGCCGCACCACUCGCCGCGCCUGCCCUCGACCCUCGUCGUCCUCCUCGAGCGCCAGCGGCAAGGGCAAGGAGCGCGCCGACGACCCGCCGACACCCUUUCACGGGCUACUCGCCUCACUCGACGAGCGCGGGCAGUUGCAGCGCGUCUACACGCAGAACAUCGACGGGCUCGAGCGUCGCAGCGGGCUCGCCGUCGUCGACCUCGCCCAGAUGGCGGCGGACGAGGCCGCCGAGGACAGCGGCGAGUGCGAGAUCGGGCACGCAGGGUCCUCGGCGACGGCGCGUGGCUCGUGGGAGGGCGUCGUCGUCCCGCUGCACGGUGGGCUCGACGAGGUCAUGUGCGGGGCGUGCGGGUGGCGCGAGCGGUGGGGCAAGGCGCACAACAAGGCCUUCAAGAAGGGGCGAGGUGUCGACUGCCCGCGCUGCAGCGAGCGAGUUUCCUCUCGGCGGCAACGGCUCAAGCGUGCGACGUCCCUUUCCCCUCUCGCCUUCCUCCGCCCUGCCGUCCUCCUGUACGACGACCCGCACUCGUCCACGUCCUCGGCGUCGGACCUCAUCGCUUCGCUCGCGAGCGCCGACCUCGCCAACGAGCCAGACCUGCUCGUCGUCGCCGGCACGAGCCUGCGCAUUCCGGGCUUCAAGAAGCUCGUCAAGCGCUUCGCGGCGAGGGUCAAGAAGGUCGGCGGGCUGAGGGUGCUCGUCAACCGCGAGGCGGUCGGCAAGGAGUGGGACGGCGUGUUCGACUACCACUUCGUCGGCGAUGCGGACGACUGGGCCGACGAGAUGGUCGACUGGCUCGACGCGCUGUCCGUCUCGUGGCCAGCGCCCGAGCCCGACUCGACCUCGGCUCUCGGCCACGUCGACGUACCACCUCCUCACUCGCUCUUCGUCGCCCUCCCUAUGCGACCCUCGCACGGCCUGUACUCGCCCGCGCCCUCGUCCUCAUCGACCACGACGAUGCUCUCCCUCCCCACGACGCCCCCUCGCUCCUCGCCCGUGCCGCUACCGGCCUCAGCGACACGAGCUCCGGCGGUCGAAGACUCGUGCGCCCUGUCGCCUUCGCCAUCCGCAUCGGCCAAGGCCGCCGACGAGGUCCAGCCGUUGCCGACCCCACCUCCCUCCUCGACGCUCCUCGCUCCAGUCCCCCUUCCACCUACUCGCCCUCGCCCUCGCUCCAGCAGCCCGCAUGCCCAGCCUCGCGCCCAGCUGUCCGCGACGAGUGACCCUGCACCGCCGGCCAAGCGCCGCCGCUUCGAGGAACCCGGCUCGCCGAGCGCGGCGUCGCGACCGUCGGGUCACGGCGUGGGCAUCGCCGAGCAGCUCGCCCGUGCGGCCAAGCGCGACGCAAGGGACAAGGUCGAGCGCAGGAGGGGCAAGGCGGCGAGGCGGGAGAAGAGGGAGCGCAGGAGGGAGAGGGACGAGCGGAAGAGGAGGGAGCGCGAGGGGACGAGCGGCGGCGAUGGAGUGGAGCAGUCGUGA
This is a messenger RNA of Rhodotorula graminis WP1, 1800 nucleotides long. RefSeq lists its product as uncharacterized. The coding region runs from base 1 to 1800 and encodes 599 amino acids. The transcript has 4 exons. Lineage: Eukaryota; Fungi; Basidiomycota; Microbotryomycetes; Sporidiobolales; Sporidiobolaceae. The record is from RefSeq and is a predicted model, not a curated record. Gene Ontology annotation, molecular function: NAD+ binding.